AUGUCAGCCCUGUCACAACACCCGGGAUACGAGGAGGAGAAGCUGCAGGAGGUCCGGGAGCAGCUGCCCUGCAGAGAGAACCAGGCCGGGCUGCUGCUCUCCCUCCUCGGGCAGCCGCAGCAGUACAGUUAUCCUUCCAUCUUCAUCUACGGUCAUCGGGCUUCGGGGAAAAGUCACGUGAUGCACGUUCUGCUGAAGGAACUAGAGCUGCCUCACGCCACCGUCAGCUGUGUGGAGUGCGUCUCCAACUCGCUGCUGUUCGAGCAGGUGCUGCUGUCCCUCUUCGGCUCCGAGGCGGCCGCGCUGCUCCCCCGCACCCCCUCGCUGUCCGACUUCGUACGCAUCUACAGGCAGCAGUGCUCCCAGUCUCCUGCCACACAGACGAGAUACAUCGUGAUGGAAAAAGCCGAGCUGCUGAGAGACGCCGACGCCAAUCUCCUCCCCGCCCUCCUGCGUCUUCAGGAGCUGGUUGAGGACAACGUUACCGUCAUCUUGCUCAGUGAAAUCUCCUGGGACAAGUUCAGACCCAACACGGGUUGUUUUGAGCCGCUUCUGCUCCAUUUCCCCGACUACAGUAAAGGCGAGCUGCAGCAGAUCUUAUCACAGGACAGACAUCCUUCAUAUUCAGCCGAGUUUUACUCGUCCUACGUCAACAUCCUGCUGGGAGUCUUUUUCUCGGUGUGUCGGGACCUCAGAGAGCUUCGCCAUCUGGCUGCCCUCAACUUUUCGAAGUACUGCGAGCCAUUGGCAGAAGGGAAAGUGAAAGAGACGGACACACACAAGCUGUGGAGAAACAUCGAGCCUCAUUUGAAAAAAGCCAUGCAGACGGUGUAUAUACGAGAAGUGUCCAGUCUUCAGUGGGAGCAGAUGCAGCAAAUGGAAGAGAAGGAAGCUGGAGCCUUGAGAGGUUUAUCUGCCCACACUCACGUUGAGCUGCCAUAUUACUCAAAGUUCCUGCUGAUCGCUGCCUACCUGGCAUCCUAUAACCCUGCCCGAGCAGACAAGCGCUUCUUCCUCAAGCACGCCGGCAAAAUCAAAAAAACGAACUUCCUGAAGAAAAAUGAAAAGACUAGCAACCAUCUACUUGGACCCAAGCCGUUCCCUCUGGACCGCCUGCUCGCCAUCUUCUACAGCGUGGUGGACAGCCGAGUCGCCCCCACCGCCAGUAUCUUCUCCCAGAUCUCCUCUCUGGUGACCCUACAGCUGCUGUCUCAGGUCAGUCACGACGACCAGCUCGACGCCCCCAAGUACAAAUGUGCCGUUUCUUUGGACUUCAUCCGUGCCAUAUCCAGGACAGUGAACUUUGAAAUUGUCAAGUAUCUGUAUGACUUCCUGUGAGCCUGCGGUGAGCAGACGAGAGGCGACACGCUGUGACAGUUAGAUGAGACUGAUUUCUCUACAUGAGAACACGCUUAAGGACACACAGGACAAUUCAUCCAAUCAUGUUGCUGCCCCCUGGUGGUUGUUACACAAACUUUUUCCUGUAGAGUUUCUGUGCC
Limanda limanda (common dab) is the source of this 1499-nucleotide messenger RNA. It is a transcript of the gene orc5, whose product is annotated as origin recognition complex, subunit 5. Gene Ontology annotation, cellular component: nuclear origin of replication recognition complex; nucleus. The transcript is spliced from 14 exons. NCBI's taxonomy places the organism in Eukaryota, Metazoa, Chordata, Actinopteri, Pleuronectiformes, Pleuronectidae. Gene Ontology annotation, biological process: DNA replication initiation; DNA replication. The record is from RefSeq and is a predicted model, not a curated record. Gene Ontology annotation, molecular function: DNA replication origin binding. Bases 1 to 1338 code for a protein of 445 amino acids.